Gopherus flavomarginatus (Mexican gopher tortoise) is the source of this 1650-nucleotide messenger RNA. RefSeq names its product citrate synthase (gene CS). The transcript has 11 exons. NCBI's taxonomy places the organism in Eukaryota, Metazoa, Chordata, Testudines, Testudinidae. Gene Ontology annotation, biological process: carbohydrate metabolic process; tricarboxylic acid cycle; citrate metabolic process. The record is from RefSeq and is a predicted model, not a curated record. Gene Ontology annotation, cellular component: mitochondrial matrix. Bases 113 to 1525 code for a protein of 470 amino acids.
GCCGCUCCCUCCUCGGCCGCCUCCUUCAACCUUGGUCCCCGCCGCCGGCCCAGGCCCGGCCCAGGCCCAGGCCCCCCGAGCGCGGCGGCUGCAGCACCCGGCUCCGCUCGCCAUGACCUUACUGACCGCCGGCCGCCGGGCGGCCGCGCGCCUGCUGGGCGCCAAGAAUGCACCAUGUAUAUUCUUCGCUGCCCGACAUGCCAGCUCUACUUCCACGAACCUGAAAGACGUCCUUGCCAACUUGAUUCCCAAGGAGCAGUCGAGAAUCAAGAGCUUCAGGCAGCAGUAUGGGAACACGGUCAUCGGACAAAUCACUGUGGAGAUGGUAUAUGGCGGGAUGAGAGGCAUGAAGGGGUUAAUAUACGAGACCUCUGUCCUGGACCCCGAUGAGGGCAUCCGCUUCCGCGGGUACAGCAUCCCCGAGUGCCAGAAGCUGCUGCCCAAAGCCCCGGGAGGGGAGGAGCCCCUGCCCGAGGGCCUCUUCUGGCUGCUGCUGACCAGAGAUAUCCCCACUCAGGAACAGGUGAACUGGGUCUCCCAAGAGUGGGCCAAGAGGGCGGCUCUGCCCUCCCAUGUGGUGACCAUGCUGGACAACUUCCCCACCAACCUGCACCCCAUGUCCCAGCUCAGCGCCGCCAUCACCGCCCUCAACAGCGAGAGCAGCUUCGCCCGGGCCUACUCCGAGGGCAUCAGCCGGGCCAAGUACUGGGAGUUCAUCUAUGAGGACUCCAUGGACCUGAUCGCCAAGCUGCCUUGCAUUGCCGCCAAGAUCUACCGCAACCUGUACCGCGAGGGCAGCAGCAUCGGGGCCAUCGACCCGGGCCUGGACUGGUCCCAUAACUUCAGCAACAUGCUGGGCUACAGCGACCCCCAGUUCAUCGAGCUCAUGCGGCUCUACCUCACCAUCCACAGUGAUCACGAGGGCGGGAACGUCAGCGCCCACACCAGCCACCUGGUGGGCAGCGCCCUCUCGGACCCGUACCUCGCCUUCGCUGCAGCCAUGAACGGCCUGGCCGGGCCGCUGCACGGCCUCGCCAAUCAGGAGGUGCUGGUGUGGCUGACGAACCUGCAGAAGGAGCUGGGCCAGGACGUGCCUGACGAGAAGCUGCGAGAUUUCAUCUGGAAUACGCUGAACUCCGGCCGGGUGGUCCCUGGCUACGGCCAUGCCGUGCUGCGGAAGACGGACCCGCGCUACACCUGCCAGAGGGAGUUCGCCCUCAAGCACCUCCCCAAGGACCCCAUGUUCAAACUGGUGGCGCAGCUGUACAAGAUCGUCCCUAACGUGCUCCUGGAGCAGGGCAAGGCCAAGAACCCCUGGCCCAACGUGGACGCGCACAGCGGGGUGCUGCUGCAGUAUUACGGCAUGAAGGAGAUGAAUUACUACACCGCGCUGUUCGGCGUCUCGCGGGCCCUGGGCGUCCUGGCCCAGCUCAUCUGGAGCCGGGCGCUCGGCUUCCCGCUGGAGAGACCCAAGUCCAUGAGCACGGACGGCCUCAUGCAGCUCGUGGGCUUCAAAUCGGGGUAAAGGAAGGGAUUGGGGGGGGGGGGGCGCUUGCCAGCUGUCCGGGAGCCGUUUAAAGAGACAGUACGUUUUUUCCCUUCCAAGGGCCUCGGCCAGCCGCUAAAUUAAACCUUUCUCUGAGGCACUGA